Molecule: messenger RNA, 1488 nt
Organism: Aphis gossypii (cotton aphid)
Lineage: Eukaryota; Metazoa; Arthropoda; Insecta; Hemiptera; Aphididae
Product: protein FAM200B-like
Exons: 3
Coding region: 1-1488 (495 amino acids)
Source: RefSeq, a predicted model, not a curated record
AUGUCUAAAAGAAAAUGUAAAUUUUCUAACAAACUCGAAGUUAAGUAUCCGGCGUUUACAAUUGGACGAAAUGAAUAUGAAGCAAAAUGCUGCAUUUGUGAUUCAUACGUUUCUGUUGCAAAUAAAGGUUCCAGUGAUUUAACUGCUCAUAUUGAAACUACAAAACACAAGAAAAGAUUGAUUGAAUCAUCUACUUCAAGAAAGGUAUCAGAUUUUUUAAUUAACAAAAAUUUAACUGGAAGUCUUAAAAUUUGGGCAUCAGAAGGAGCAUUAUCAUUUCAUACUGUAAAACAUCACAAUAGUUAUAAGUCUAUGGACUGCACCCCUGCAUUGAUACGACAAAUGUGUGAUGAUUCUGAUAUUGCAAAAAAACUGUCUUGUGCAAGAACUAAGACCGAGGCAAUUAUUGAUCAUGUUUUAAGCCCACAUUCAAUUGAUGUUGUAAUUUCUGCUUUGUCUAAUGUUCCAUAUUUGAGUAUAUGCACUGAUGGUAGCAAUCAUGGUAGUACAAAAAUGUUUCCAGUAUUAGUACAAUAUUUUGAAGCUUCUAAUGGAAUACAAGUUAAACUUCUAGACUUAAAAAAUACUCCAAAUGAAAAAUCUGAAACUAUUUCUGAAUUGCUGAUACAAACGUUAAAUAAAUAUAAGUUAGGUGACAAAUGUAUAGCUUUUGUAGGUGACAACACAAAUACUAAUUUUGGUGGGAUAAAUAGAAAAGAAGGCUGUAAUAUAUUUACCAAUUUGAAAAAUAAUCUCAACCAGGAACUAGUUGGUAUUGGCUGUCCUGCACAUAUAUUACAUAAUUCCAUUCAUCAUGGUGUUGACCAAUUAGAUAACAUAGAUAUUGAUUCUAUUGUUUUAAAAAUAUUCAAUUAUUUUUCAAUUUACACAGUAAGAACUGAAAAAUUAAAGGAGUUCUGUGAUUUUGUUAAUAUUAAUUAUCGAAAUUUACUUUAUCAUAGUAAAACUAGGUGGUUAAGUCUAUUUCCUGCAAUUAAUCGCAUUCUACAAAUGUAUCCUUCAUUAAAAUCUUUUUUUCUAUCAGAAAAACAACCUCCAAAAGCUAUCAAAAGCUUUUUUGAAAAUGACUUUAGUGAAAUAUAUUUGUGGUUUAUUCAUUCAUUGAUGUACAUUUUUCAUAAGAAAAUGGAAUUGAUAGAGGCUGAAAAAAAUUCAAUAAUAGAAGUUACUUACAUUCUUGACACAAUUAUGAAUAUUCUUCAAGAAAGAUAUGAUGCUAAAUUUAUACCACUCAAAGUUAAAGAAUUAUUAACUAUAUUAAGAAAUAAUGGACAAGAUACUGCUUGUGAGAAAUUUUUAGAAGAUGUUUUAAGAGUAUACGCCUCAUCUUUAGAAUACCUUAAAAAGUGGUCUCAUACAUUGUCUGACUUCAAGGUACACUUGUUGGUGUUAGUGAUCACUUGUGUUGCCCGAGUUGUUCAAGGUUUACAACAUAGUAGUGUUGUCGAAUUUCAGCAUCGUGGUUGA